AUCCCUGUACCUACGAGGUGUAGAGGCCGACAGACAGGGGCAGCAUCUUCCAUCACCUUCAUCCUCACAAAUGUAGGCUUAACAAUGCAGGAUGGGUCUACCUGUGGACAGCCCAGACAGAAACGAUGAUGCACGUCAAUAUGAGCAGCAGGGAGAGGGAGAAGAAGGCGAAAGCCAAACAGAAGCCUGCACCGGCUCCCCGCCGCCCAUCACCAAGAAGAGGAGAAAAAGCAAGAGGAGGUACUUUACUGCUGGAUCUGUACUUCUACUGUUAUUUCCCAUUGCAGUGCGACGAGCUGCUCGUAGAUACGGCCUCAGGGAAGCGGUGGAGGGUGAGGACUGGACGCUGUUUUGGACCGACUGCUCUGUGUCUCUAGACCGUGUUAAGGACAUGAAGCGUUACCAGAAAAUAAACCAUUUCCCAGGGAUGAGUGAGAUCUGCCGCAAAGAUUUACUGGCAAGAAACAUGAACCGCAUGCUCAAGCUUUUCCCCAAAGACUACAAUAUCUUCCCUAGAACGUGGUGCCUCCCUGCAGAUUACAGUGACUUCCAAGCUUAUACCAGGGCCAAAAAAAGCAAGACAUAUAUCUGUAAGCCAGAUUCCGGUUGCCAAGGCAAAGGCAUCUUCAUCACCAAAUCAAGUAAAGACAUCCCACCUGGAGAACAUAUGAUCUGCCAGGUUUACAUCUCCAGGCCUUUCAUCGUCGACGGGUACAAGUUUGACCUGCGUAUUUACGUGCUGGUGACGUCAUGUGACCCAUUCAGCAUAUUCAUGUUCAAAGAGGGACUGGCUCGCUUCUGCACCACACAGUACAACGAACCAACACACGGCAAUGUGGAUGAUGUGUGUAUGCAUCUCACCAACUACUCCAUCAACAAGCACAGUGAGAACUUUGUCCGUGACGAGGACACUGGCAGCAAACGAAAACUGUCCACCCUGAACAAGCUCCUGGAGUCGAGCAGCUGCAACACAGAGAAGAUGUGGAACGACAUCGAGGACGUGAUCAUAAAGACUCUGAUCUCCGCUCACCCAAUUCUCAAGCACAAUUACCACACGUGCUUCCCCAACCACACCACCGCCAGCGCCUGCUUCGAGAUCCUGGGCUUCGACGUGCUGCUGGAUCACCGCCUCAGACCCUGGGUGCUGGAGGUGAACCACUCCCCGAGUUUUACCACCGACUCACAGCUGGACCGUGAGGUGAAGGAUGCGUUGCUGUACGACACCCUGGUUCUCAUCAACUUGGGCGCCUGCGACCGCCGCAAGAUCACCAAGGAGGAGAGACGCAGGGUGAAGGACAGGCUGCAGCAAAACCGCUCCAGAGAGGCCAGGUCGGAGGAGCUGCGUCAGUGCCAGGCGGCCAUGGCGGAGCAGAUGGAGAGGUACGAGGCCAAACACCUGGGAGGCUUCAAGCGGAUCUAUCCCAGAGAGGGAGGGGAGAAAUACGACAAGUACUUCAAACACAGCAGCUCCCUCUUCCAGGAGACUGCAGCGUCCAAGGCCAGAGAGGAGUGUGCCAGGCAACAGCUGCAGGAGCUGCGUCUGAAGCAGGAGCAGAGGGAGAGAGACCAGAAGGGGGGUCGGAGGAAAGACCUGCAGGGGGAGACAGCGGGGGAGAGAGUCAGACCGCGACGAGCCUCAACACAACCCCCCAUCUCAAACUGUGACUGUGACCCACAGCUGCUCCCUGUGUCCAGAGCGUCGGUGGAUCCUGAAGCUGCAGGAGUCCAAGAAGAGAAGCAACAGCAAGAGGAGGAGGAGGCGGUGGAGGCGGCGGAGGCGGAGGACAUGGAGGAGCAGGAGCGAGUCAAUGCGCUGCUCCAGAGGAGGAAACUGCUGCAGGACCUGGGGGUGGUGGAUCAGAUCCGCCAGCUGCUGCAGGGCCGGAUAGAGGGAGGGGGAGUCCUGCAGGACACCAAGGACGCCUACACUCACCAGCAGAGCAAGCAGAGACAACAAGAGACAAAGUUGGACUCUUUGACGCAGUUUUCCCACAGGACGAAGCAGCAGCAGCAGCAGACGCCCUGCACUCAGAUCUCACGACAGCUCGUCCACUCCCACAUGACUCAGCAGCGUUUGCUCAGGCCCACGAUCGAGCAGAGAAGCCUGAACGAGUCCGCCUGCCCACAGCACGAGCCCGAGAGCCACAACAGAGCGGGAGAAAUACGAAGGACCAUCAGCGGCCAGCGGAUACACUGGCCAGGUAAACACACCUCCACACUCUGCACGCCCUGUUUUCCUCCCUCAGUCAGCAGCUCUCUGGCUCUCAGGCAGGACAGCAGGAGCAGCUCCUACACGGACACCCGGUCCCGUCCCAGCAUCCCCAUCAUAAACCACGUCCCUAAAAGAGGCGUGCGCUGUGCCUACAUGUCCCACGACCCCGCUGCCCUGCAAAGCCUGCUCAUCAUCUCCACUCGAGCCCCGCUGGUCAGGAGGCCUGGCUUCUCUCACAUCGUCCAAAACUCCUCCCGCAGGGCGCCCCAGCAGAGUAAAGGGCAGUGA
Molecule: messenger RNA, 2500 nt
Organism: Toxotes jaculatrix (banded archerfish)
Lineage: Eukaryota; Metazoa; Chordata; Actinopteri; Toxotidae
Gene: ttll6
Product: tubulin tyrosine ligase-like family, member 6
Exons: 15
Coding region: 92-2500 (802 amino acids)
Biological process (GO): protein polyglutamylation; microtubule cytoskeleton organization
Cellular component (GO): cilium
Molecular function (GO): tubulin binding; tubulin-glutamic acid ligase activity
Source: RefSeq, a predicted model, not a curated record